CACCAAUUGAACAAUUUCACAAUGGCUCAAGCUCUGACUACCACAGAUUUGCAGGGUGCCUUGCCCCUUAUUGCCAGAGGCAAGGUCCGCGACCUCUAUGAAAUUGACGAUAAGACCCUCCUCUUCGUUGCGAGCGAUCGCAUCUCCGCCUAUGAUGUGAUCAUGGAGAAUGGUAUCCCCAACAAGGGUGUUCUCCUCACCCUCUGCACAAAAACGUGGUUCAAAGCCCUGACGGAGGCAAACCCCUCCCUCCGCACCCACUUCAUCACCCUCGACCUCCCUCCCCAGAUCCCGGAAUCCCUCCGCCCAAUCCUGCAGAACCGUAGUAUGCAAGUGCGCAAGCUGCGCAUUCUCCCCAUUGAGGCAAUUGUCCGCGGAUACAUCACCGGCUCCGCAUGGAAUGAAUACAAGAAGUCCGGUACCGUCCAUGGAAUCAAGGUCCCCGCCGGUCUGCAGGAGAGCCAGGCCUUCCCCGACGGCCCUAUCUACACCCCCAGCACAAAGGCAGAGCAGGGCGAGCAUGAUGAGAAUAUUCAUCCGGAUCAGGCUGUCGCCAUUCUUGGCGAAUCCUACGCCUCGACUGUUGCCAAGAUGGCCGUUGAGCUCUACAAGACAGCACACGAGUACGCCCUCGAGCGUGGUGUGAUCAUCGCCGAUACCAAGUUCGAGUUUGGAGUUGAUGAGGAAACUGGUGAAGUUGUGUUGGCUGAUGAAGUCCUGACGCCCGACUCCUCCCGCUUCUGGCCUAAGGAAUCUUACGCUGUCGGACGCGGCCAGGCCAGCUUCGACAAGCAGUUCCUGCGUGACUGGUUGGUCAGUGAGGGUCUCAAGGGUAAGGAGGGUGUGCGCAUGCCUGAUGAUAUUGCCCUCAAGACGGCGGAGAAGUACCAGGAGGCUUGGGAGAAGAUCACCGGUGGUAAGAUCUAG
Penicillium hordei is the source of this 927-nucleotide messenger RNA. Its product is annotated as phosphoribosylaminoimidazolesuccinocarboxamide synthase. The coding region runs from base 22 to 927 and encodes 301 amino acids. The transcript is spliced from 3 exons. Gene Ontology annotation, cellular component: cytoplasm. The record is from RefSeq and is a predicted model, not a curated record. Lineage: Eukaryota; Fungi; Ascomycota; Eurotiomycetes; Eurotiales; Aspergillaceae. Gene Ontology annotation, biological process: 'de novo' IMP biosynthetic process. Gene Ontology annotation, molecular function: phosphoribosylaminoimidazolesuccinocarboxamide synthase activity.